Molecule: messenger RNA, 1398 nt
Organism: Apodemus sylvaticus (European woodmouse)
Lineage: Eukaryota; Metazoa; Chordata; Mammalia; Rodentia; Muridae
Gene: Clns1a
Product: chloride nucleotide-sensitive channel 1A
Exons: 6
Coding region: 74-838 (254 amino acids)
Biological process (GO): spliceosomal snRNP assembly; chloride transport; cell volume homeostasis
Cellular component (GO): cytosol; pICln-Sm protein complex; spliceosomal complex
Source: RefSeq, a predicted model, not a curated record
CGGCUACUGCUUCCGGGGCAGCUCCCAGCGAGCCGCGUUUGCGGUGCUUGGCAUUCUCGGUUCGUGAGGAGCUAUGCUUUCGCCGGCAAUGAGCUUCCUCAAAAGCUUCCCGCCGCCUGGGUCGGCAGAUGGGCUCCGGCUGCAGCAGCCAGAUACCGAGGCUGUGCUGAACGGGAAGGGGCUCGGCACCGGCACCCUUUACAUUGCGGAGAGCCGCCUGUCUUGGUUAGAUGGUUCGGGAUUAGGAUUCUCACUGGAAUACCCCACCAUUAGUUUACAUGCGGUGUCCAGGGAUCCAAAUGCUUAUCCUCAAGAGCAUUUGUAUGUUAUGGUGAAUGCCAAAUUUGGAGAAGAAUCAAAAGAACCUCUCUCUGAUGAGGAUGAGGAAGACGAUGAUGAUGUUGAACCCAUUUCUGAAUUUAGAUUUGUGCCCAGUGAUAAGUCAGCAUUGGAGGCGAUGUUCACGACAAUGUGUGAGUGCCAGGCCUUGCAUCCAGACCCUGAGGAUGAAGACUCAGAUGACUAUGAUGGAGAGGAGUAUGAUGUGGAAGCACACGAACAAGGACAGGGAGACAUCCCUACAUUUUAUACCUAUGAAGAAGGACUAUCCCAUUUAACAGCAGAAGGGCAAGCCACAUUGGAGAGAUUAGAAGGAAUGCUUUCUCAGUCUGUGAGCAGCCAAUAUAAUAUGGCAGGCGUCCGAACAGAAGAUUCAGUAAGAAAUUAUGAAGAUUCUGCUCUUAACUGUAGGCAAGAACUUGGUGCCUCUUCACUCCAGGAUGGGGCUGGUGAAAGGCUUUUUUCUUCUCCAAAACUCAUUUCUCAAGACAAUGUAUAAUGAGACAGCAAGCUGUCACCAGCAGAAGAGACUAUGACCUCUAUUAACAAAGGUGAAUUAACUGAACGGGUAUUUGUAGUUUCUCAUCUACUUCUAAGCUUCCUGUGUCUAGGUAUCUUCUGAGAAGGCCUCUAAUUCCUGCCUUUGCUGUGUGCAAUCUGUCAGCUGCGAGGCCUGUGGUGAAAUGCACAGAGCUCAUAGCAGGCGAACAUGAGGUGGCGAAGCUUAGAUGUCUCUGGGACUUAGGAGACCUCCCCUAUUCCCGAGAUAAAAAGCGCAGGGCCUCAGAGGGAGCAGUCUUUAGCAUUUUCCACAGAGGCCUGGGUCCUCUGCUUGGGGCUCAGCCACAUCUCGCCAUGACAUGAUGCUUGUGUGCUGGCUUCUGCUCCUCCUCAGUUACCAUCAGCUCUGUUAUGUUCUCCUAGGUCAGGUCCUGACUGUCCACCCUCUGAACGUUAGCUUUCUGUCACAGAAUAAAUAAUCUGAAAUGAAGUCUGCAACGUACUCUUAAUGAUAUUUUGUCUUUGUAAUAGUCAACAAAUAAAUCUGGGUUUUAUAUA